ACCGUUCCACGUUCCAAGUACGCGAUAUACUCUGUCCAUGGUAAAAGUGUGGGCCGUUGACAGCAGAGUCGAUUCACUGGAGUAGUUUACAUCGUAGGUGACGGAUCAAUAACUGGAGAAAUACGAAGCGAAGCGAAUCAUUUUACGUUGUAAAGGCAGCUAGGUGGUGAGAUGUGAAGUGUGUCAUGUCUCUCGAAGAUCCAUUUUUUGUAGUGAAGGAUGAGGUCACCAAAGCCUUGAAUCGCACAAGGGGUUUGCAUCACCAUUGGGAACAACUGCAUAGAGAAGGCAUUGUUUUUUCCAAAGACGAUUUGCAGAAAACCACCGCAGAGCUCAGAAAUUCAAUUAGGAGUAUUGAGUGGGAUUUAGAAGACCUUGAAGACACCAUUGCUAUUGUCGAAAAGAAUCCUAGUCGUUUCCGACUAAACAGCGCUGAAGUUGUCCAACGGAGAUUUUUCGUUCAGCAAACUAGAGACGAGAUUGGGAGUUUCAAAGAAAAGUUGCAAAUCAUGAGGGGCCAAGAUUUUGAUCAUUCUGCGAGAAAGCCGCUGCUCGAAAAUGCAAGUCCGACACGAAAGGCACCAAAAAAUACGUCCGCAGGGUACGUUCGCAUCCCUAUUGAGGGAGAUCGUGAGGAUGACGAUGAUGACAAUCAAGUGAAAAGCAUAGUACAGCAGCAGGCAUCGUUAGUGAAACAACAGGAUGAACAACUAGUCUUGAUAUCUGGAUCCGUAGGUACGUUGAAGAGUAUGUCAAGACGUAUCGGUCACGAACUUGAUGAACAGGCACUAAUACUUGAUGAAAUGGGACAUGAAAUGGAAAACACCGAUACAAAGAUAGAUUCGACAUUAAAGAAAAUGGCUAAGGUUCUUCGCAUGUCGAACGAUCGCCGCCAGUGGAUGGCCAUAGGAGUUUUAACUGGGCUGAUGGUUAUUGUGAUUAUAUUAUUUUAUGUUCUCUAAAGGGUCUUAGUUCAUUAUGUCAUUAGAAAGUAUUUCAUUUUAGCUUUAUUCGUGUAUCCGAAUUUGUUGUCUUUCAGAAUUUAUAUUUAUUAUAAGCUAUAUUUUAAAUGAGUGCCACAUUUUUUCGAUGUCCUGGUAGACUAAUGUUAUUGGACAAUCUGUCAAAUUGUGUGCGUGGCGUUGCCGUACACGAAUAGAUUCCUGCAGCAGGCAACUCAUUCUGCAUUCCACUUGUAAAUUUUGUAUUGCUCCAUUUGCACGAUUUUACUGUUUACGUCUGAAUCAUCUUUUUGCAAGGAUCGUAUAUAUACCGUUUAAAACAAAGAAAAA
Molecule: messenger RNA, 1292 nt
Organism: Daphnia magna
Lineage: Eukaryota; Metazoa; Arthropoda; Branchiopoda; Diplostraca; Daphniidae
Product: syntaxin-6
Exons: 7
Coding region: 186-962 (258 amino acids)
Biological process (GO): Golgi vesicle transport; intracellular protein transport
Cellular component (GO): membrane
Molecular function (GO): SNAP receptor activity
Source: RefSeq, a predicted model, not a curated record